Cololabis saira (Pacific saury) is the source of this 3780-nucleotide messenger RNA. Its product is annotated as zinc finger and SCAN domain-containing protein 12. The record is from RefSeq and is a predicted model, not a curated record. Gene Ontology annotation, biological process: regulation of transcription by RNA polymerase II. NCBI's taxonomy places the organism in Eukaryota, Metazoa, Chordata, Actinopteri, Beloniformes, Belonidae. The coding region runs from base 1 to 2712 and encodes 903 amino acids. The transcript is spliced from 7 exons. Gene Ontology annotation, molecular function: DNA-binding transcription factor activity, RNA polymerase II-specific; RNA polymerase II transcription regulatory region sequence-specific DNA binding. Gene Ontology annotation, cellular component: nucleus.
AUGUUCUGCUGGAAGAAGCUGCUGGACGGUACCAGAGGUUCGGUACCAGAGGUUCAGUACCAGAGGUUCAGUACCAGAGGUUCAGUACCAGAGGUUCAGUACCAGAGGUUCGGUACCAGAGGUUCAGUACCAGAGGUUCGGUACCGGUACCAGAGGUUCAGUACCAGAGGUUCAGUACCAGAGGUUCGGUACCAGAGGUUCGGUACCAGAGGUUCGGUACCAGAGGUUCGGUACCAGGGGUUCGGUACCAGAGGUUCGGUACCAGAGGUUCGGUACCAGAGGUUCGGUACCAGAGGUUCAGUACCGGUACCAGAGGUUCGGUACCAGAGGUUCGGUACCAGAGGUUUGGUACCAGAGGUUCGGUACCAGAGGUUCGGUACCAGAGGUUCAGUACCAGAGGUUCGGUACCAGAUGUUCAGUACCAGAGGUUCGGUACCAGAGGUUCUGCGGUCCAGUUUCACUCGUCAGGGUGGAGUCUGGGAACGUAGGAAACCUCCCAAGACGGGUCACUUCCCCGUCAGCGUGAUGGGAACUGAGUGCACGUUGGGACACUUCUCCAUGACCUGCUGGUUCCACUCCCUCAGCUUCUCCUGCUGGUUCCUCUCCCUCAGCUUCUCCAUGACCUGCAGGUUCAACUCCCUCAGCACCAGAACAGGAACAGACUGCAGAGCAUCACUGUGCUCUAAAAUCAUCGGCCUGCCGGUCAGAACUCUGUCUGUGGUUUUCAACCAGCAGGCCCUCAGCCAGGCAGAUAAAAUCAUGAAGGACCCUCCCACAUACUCCACCCUGCAUUCCAGUCCAAUCAGCGCCGGGCUGCGCAGCCGCUCAGCCAAUCAGCGGCCGCGCCGGCCCCGCCGCCGCCUCUGUGCCGCAGAGCCGCGUCUGACACCAGGAACCGUGCUCGGAACCUCCGGACCUCGUCCCCACCGGGCCGGGAGCCGCGGCCGCACCGCGCCUCCCUCCGCCGCAGCUUCCGCUCUCCUUCCAUUUAAUCUGGUCUCGGACCCGGAGCGGCUUCCUGUUGACUGUCCCGGAUCCGCGGACAUCUCUGCGGCUGUGGCCGGCCAGCCGCCCCGGAACCCGACCUGGAGCAGACCUGCGGCCCCUGUUGACCCCGCCGACCCCCCACUGACCCUGGAGCAGCUGAUCCAGAUGGAGGACCCCGACACGGAGCUGGUGGUGUCGGAGUCGGACGCCCUGGGCGCCGACUUCAUCACGGUGGAGCUGGACACGCAGCCCAUCGAGUACGUGGUGAAGUGGGCGGAGGUCGGCUCCAAGUUCACCAUCUCCUGCGUGAAGAAGGACUCGGACGAGCCGGCCGAGCUGGAGGCGGGCGAGGCCUUCUUCACGCCCUACGAGGAGGUGUUCCCCUGCGAGGUGACGGAGCAGAGCGUGGAGAUCAAGACGGACUCGGACCUGGACCUGGACCUGGAGGAGGAGGAGGAGGAGGACGAGGAGGAGGAUGACGAGGACGAGGAGGAGGUGCUGGUGGAGGCGGGGGGGUCCCACCUGGACCCGGACUCGGACCAGGAAGACUACGAGCCCGAGGAGCGGCAGUUCCGCUGCAGCUACUGCGGGAAGAGCUACAGCCACGCGUCCAGCCUGUACCGGCACCAGCAGACGCACGGCAAGGGGGGGGCGGGGGCGGCCCCCAGCCGGGCCCUGGAGCCCCCCCACCCCGACGCCCGCUACGUCUGCCCGCACUGCGGCCUCAGCUUCAAGGGCAGCAGGAUGCUGGGCAGCCACCUGCGGCUGCACGGGAAGCGGCGCAUCCACCCGUGCAACAUCUGCGGUAAGGAGUUCAACCACAGCUCCAGCCUGUCGCGCCACCGCCUCAUCCACAAGAAGGGCAAGGGCCUGCCGAAGGACGCCGGCUUCAGCGCCGCCGCGCUGCGCCACUCGCUCAAACCCGCCGCCCGGAACAAGCGCUCCAAGAAGCCGGCGGGCCACGUAGCCCCGGUGGCCCACGUAGCCGCGGCGGCGCUGCUGCAGGGCGGCGGCGCCGACCGCUUCUACGCCUGCCCGCAGUGCGACAUGAGCUUCCGCACGUCCACGCAGCUCAACAAGCACCAGGUGAGCCACGUGAAGCAGCUGCUCGGCGGCUACACGGCCGGGAAGGAGAACCUUCAGGCGUCGUCCGACCUGAAGAUCCGGCUCAAGCUCUGCUCCCGCGACAAGCCCAACUUCUACACGCUGUGCAACAAGAACCGGCGCCGCCGCGGCGGGCCGGGCCGCCGGGCCCAGGAGGACCCGGACCUGGACCAGGACCAGGACCUGGACCCGGACCAGGACCAGCACGGCGGCGGCGCCGCGGCGGCCCGCGCCGGCCGCCACGCCUGCAACGUCUGCGGGAAGAGGUUCAGCCACGCCUCCAGCCUGGGCCGGCACCAGCAGACCCACCGGGCCGGCGCCGCGGGGCCCCCGGGCCGGGCCCGGGCUCCGGCUGGGGGCCCGGCCAGAACCAAGACCUACACCUGCCUGGCCUGCAGCAAGACCUUCAUGCACUCGUCCAGCUUCUCCCGCCACAAGAAGGCGCACCUGCAGGAGCAGCGCCGCGCCGCCAUGCUGGCGGGCCCGGGGCUGGGCCUGGGGCUGGGCCCGGCCGCGCUGCACACGGGCCCGGGUCUGGACCUGCAGGACCAGCGCCGCGCUGCCAUGCUGGUCGGCCCGGUCCUGGACGAGACCGCGCCGCUGGAGUCCGACUCGGAGUGACACCAUCGCCGCCGCGCCGGACUGUGGUCGGAUUGUUCUGGUUCCGGGUUGGUUAUGGACGUGUUUGGGCCCGGACCGGCCCGGUUCUCCUCUCGUGUAAAUAGACGCAGAUUCUGGUCCGGUUGGACCAGCUGACCCCCCCCCCCCCCCCCGUCACACCUGGACCCCCGAGGCAUCAUGGGAAACCUGGAGCCCACCAGAAUAAGAGCCUAGGAGUGUGGAUCCCACCAAAAUAAGAGCCUAGGAGUGUGGAUCCCACCAGAAUAAGAGCCUAGGAGUGUGGAUCCCACCAAAAUAAGAGCCUAGGAGUGUGGAUCCCACCAAAAUAAGAGCCUAGGAGUGUGGAUCCCACCAAAAUAAGAGCCUGUGAGUGUGGAUCCCACCAAAAUAAGAGCCUAGGAGUGUGUUUCCCACCAAAAUAAGAGCCUACAAAGGUGGAUCCCACCAAAAUAAGAGCCUACCAGUGUGGAUCCCACCAAAAUAAGAGCCUACCAGUGUGGAUCCCACCAAAAUAAGAGCCUACAAAGGUGGAUCCCACCAAAAUAAGAGCCUACGAGUGUGGAUCCCUCCAAAAUAAGAGCCUAGGAGUGUGGAUCCCACCAAAAUAAGAGCCUAGGAGUGUGGAUCCCACCAAAAUAAGAGCCUAGGAGUGUGGAUCCCACCAAAAUAAGAGCCUACGAGUGUGGAUCCCACCAAAAUAAGAGCCUACGAGUGUGGAUCCCACCAAAAUAAGAGCCUAGGAGUGUGUUUCCCACCAAAAUAAGAGCCUAGGAGUGUGGAUCCCACCAAAAUAAGAGCCUAGGAGUGUGGAUCCCACCAAAAGGCAUCAUGGGAAACCCCUCCCUGUUCUGAUCAAUAACCGUAUCGGUCGGCUGCUGAUGAUGUCACUCUUCAGCUGAUGAUGUCACUGGUCAUUGGCUGACAGAAGUGGGCGGGGCCUUGGGCGUCUCUCCGUGUGACACUUGCACUUCCUGUUUUGGAAUUUACUUCCUAUUUAUGAAUCCGGAGCGACGUGAGAAUUAUUUCCUUUUUUAUUUUUAAAUGUCCCAAAAAAAAUAAAAAAAACAA